AUGGCAGCAGCUUGUGUGAUUGACGCAACCCGCUCCGCAACCUGCAGAGACACACAAGCGGCAACCCACUUAAAACUAAUCUCCAUCUUAAUAAUCUUCUUUACAAGCAUAAUUGGCAUCUCUUUUCCGGUUCUCUUAGCUCGCUAUUUCCAAGGCAAACCUGUCUACGACAAGGCAACUCUAAUUAUCAAGUGUUUCGCGGCAGGAGUUAUCCUCUCCACUUCAUUAGUCCACGUACUUCCCGACGCUUACAGUGCACUCUCUGAUUGCCAAGUAGCAUCAAAACAUCCUUGGAAAGAUUUCCCUUUCGGGGGUUUAGUUACUUUAAUUGGGGUUUUAUCAGCUCUGUUAGUUGAUUUAACGGCAAGUUCACACGUGGAGCAACAUGGACAUGGGCAAGGCAACCGUGACGGCGAGUACACGGUUGUUGGGACACAGGAGGAAACGGAGGGGAAAAAAGGGAUUGACAAGUCGGUUAAGGUGGAGAUCACGGGAGAGGUGGAUUUAAUUAAGGUAAAGCAGAGGUUGGUGUCGCAGGUUUUGGAGAUUGGGAUUAUUUUUCAUUCGGUGAUAAUUGGGGUUACUAUGGGGAUGUCACAAAAUAAGUGUACCAUUAGACCUCUUGUUGCUGCUCUUGCUUUUCAUCAGAUUUUUGAAGGGAUGGGUCUUGGUGGCUGCAUUGCUCAGGCUGGGUUUAGCUUUGGAACAGUGGCCUACAUGUGUUUUAUGUUUGCAGUGACUACACCAAUGGGGAUAGUGUUAGGGAUGAUCAUAUUUUCAAUGACUGGUUAUGACGACAAUAACCCCAAUGCCUUGAUUAUGGAAGGAUUACUGGGGUCAUUAUCUUCUGGUGUACUUGUAUACAUGGGUCUUGUUGAUCUCAUAGCUGUUGAUUUUUUCCAUAACAAGCUCAUGAGUUCUGCUCCAUGGUUGAAGAAAGCAUCGUACAUGGCGCUAGCUCUUGGAUCUACUUCAAUGUCUAUCCUUGCUCUUUGGGCUUGA
Molecule: messenger RNA, 1002 nt
Organism: Dovyalis caffra
Lineage: Eukaryota; Viridiplantae; Streptophyta; Magnoliopsida; Malpighiales; Salicaceae
Source: the annotation of a GenBank genome assembly